UCCCGAGAACUACUUCCGGGGGUCAUUGCCGUACAUCGUUUUUUCCCUGAGCUGUUCUAUUUUCAGUUUCAACUUUUAUACAUAUUUACCAACACAAUGUCCCGAGGGUCGAGUGCAGGAUUUGACCGACAUAUUACCAUCUUCUCUCCAGAGGGCAGACUCUACCAAGUCGAAUAUGCAUUCAAGGCUAUCAAUCAAGGUGGCCUUACCUCAUUAGCUAUCCGAGGACAAGACUGUGCAGUUGUCGUCACACAGAAGAAAGUUCCAGACAAGCUUCUUGAUGCCUCCACAGUCACACACCUAUUCAAAAUCACAGAAAACAUUGGCUGUGUCAUGUCCGGAAUGACAGCUGACAGCAAGUCUCAAGUCCAGAGAGCUCGCUACGAAGCAGCCAACUGGAAGUACAAGUACGGCUAUGAGAUCCCAGUGGACAUGCUGUGUAAGAGGAUGGCUGACAUCUCUCAGGUGUACACACAGAACGCUGAGAUGAGACCUCUGGGUUGCUGCAUGAUAGUGAUUGGUGUGGACGAGGAGUGUGGUCCCCAGGUGUAUAAGUGUGACCCUGCAGGAUACUACUGUGGCUUCAAGGCCACCGCUGCUGGGGUCAAACAGACAGAGGCCACCACCUUCCUGGAGAAAAAGGUCAAGAAGAAACUGGACUGGACCUUUGCGCAAACAAUCGAGACUGCGAUAACUUGUUUGUCUACGGUACUGUCCAUUGACUUCAAGCCCUCCGAGCUAGAGAUCGGUGUCAUUACAACGGAAGACCCUAAAUUCAGGAUCCUGACAGAGACCGAGAUCGAUGUCCACCUUGUGUCCCUGUCAGAGCGAGAUUGAGUGUUUCCAUGUGUUCCAGUCUAGAGGGGAGACUACCCUAGAAAUAUGACAGAGAACACUACCGUUGAUCUUCAGAACAAAAGCGCUGACUUCUUUUUUGCUGUACAUUUACGCUGUUCAAUUAAAGAGAAUGUUUUCGAGAAACUCAAA
Messenger RNA from Salvelinus namaycush (lake trout), 987 nucleotides. RefSeq names its product proteasome subunit alpha type-6-like. Lineage: Eukaryota; Metazoa; Chordata; Actinopteri; Salmoniformes; Salmonidae. Gene Ontology annotation, biological process: ubiquitin-dependent protein catabolic process. Bases 97 to 837 code for a protein of 246 amino acids. Gene Ontology annotation, cellular component: proteasome core complex, alpha-subunit complex; cytosol; proteasome core complex. The transcript has 7 exons. The record is from RefSeq and is a predicted model, not a curated record.